Messenger RNA from Gongylonema pulchrum, 594 nucleotides. Lineage: Eukaryota; Metazoa; Nematoda; Chromadorea; Rhabditida; Gongylonematidae. The record is from the annotation of a GenBank genome assembly.
AUGAUGAAAGAAUUGAGAGAAGAAUUGCGAAAUAAACCACCUGUAGUUGGUGCAUAUACUCCGCGAAGAGGAGACCUGUGUGUUGCACGAUUUUCAGCUGAUAAACUAUGGUAUCGUGCGCGCGUCGAAAGUAUCCGUGGUAAAAACGUGGAAAUUCUCUAUGUUGAUUUCGGAAACAGAGAAACAGUUGAUGCUACUUCGCUGGCUGUUCUGCCGGCUGGAUUUGCCGCACAGCCGGCUGGUGCGCGUGAAUAUCAGUUGGCUUUCCUGCAAAUGCCCAGUGACCCGGAUUAUGCGAGCAGCACCGAUGCGGCAUUUGAGCAACUCCUCUACUCCACUCCGUUCAUGUUCAUUAACACCGAAUAUCGCAACCAGGGCGUGGAGUAUAUCUCAGCAGUUAUGGAAACAGCGGAUGGUAGUGGGCGAUCAGACGUUGCGAAAAUGCUGAUUGCUGAAGGGCAUGCAUUAACGGAGCAGAGACGAGAGAAGAAAUUUGCCGCACUGAUUGCGGAGUAUCAGGAAGCGGAAGCGGUAGCGCGUCGCGAGCAUCGCAAUAUUUGGGAAUAUGGCGAUUUUACUGGAAAUGAAUUAUAG